This is a messenger RNA of Linnemannia hyalina, 525 nucleotides long. The record is from the annotation of a GenBank genome assembly. Lineage: Eukaryota; Fungi; Mortierellomycota; Mortierellomycetes; Mortierellales; Mortierellaceae.
AUGACCAAGUCUGCCAAGGUUUUCUUCGACCUCGCCAUCAACCAGAAGCCUGCUGGUCGUUUGACCUUCAAGCUCUUUAACGAGACCGUCCCCAAGACUGCCGAGAACUUCAGAGCUCUCUGCACCGGUGAGAAGGGCAAGUCCGCCCUCUCUGGCAUGCCCCUCACCUACAAGGGCAGCAAGUUCCACCGUAUCAUUCCCGGCUUCAUGGCUCAGGGCGGUGACUUCACCCGUGGCGAUGGACGUGGCGGUGAGUCCAUCUAUGGUGCCAAGUUCGCCGAUGAGAACUUCAAGAUCGCUCACAAAGGCCCCGUUCUGUCGAUGGCCAACGCCGGCCCCAACACCAACGGCUCGCAGUUCUUUAUCUGCUUCCAGGACACCCCUUGGUUGGAUGGAAAGCACACUGUCUUUGGAAAGAUUGAACAGGGUGAGGAGCUCUUGAAGAAGCUCGAGUCCAUCGGUACCCCCAGCGGCGCCCCCACCGCCACCGUCGAGAUUGUCGACUGCGGUGAGAUCCAUGAGUAA